Messenger RNA from Photinus pyralis (common eastern firefly), 2186 nucleotides. Its product is annotated as serpin B8-like. The record is from RefSeq and is a predicted model, not a curated record. The transcript is spliced from 4 exons. The coding region runs from base 65 to 1216 and encodes 383 amino acids. Lineage: Eukaryota; Metazoa; Arthropoda; Insecta; Coleoptera; Lampyridae. Gene Ontology annotation, molecular function: serine-type endopeptidase inhibitor activity.
AAUGUGAUACGCACUUCACUUUAUUACUGUGAAACCGAUAGCCCGUAUAGUCCAUUACACGAUUAUGUACAUUUUACCGACACUGUGUUUAGCUCUAAUUAUAUGGUGCGCUAGGGCCUCUAAACUUAUUGAUGAUUUUCACGAUGCAAAUAGCAAAUUCACCGCCGAAGGUUACAAGAUUAUACGAAGGCUCAACCUUACCAGUAACUUUUUAUUCUGCCCUUUAUCUGCCCAAAUAGUAGUUGCAUUAAUUCGCGCUGGUGCGAAUGGUACAACAGCAGAUGAACUUGCUUUACAUAUACAUAACCCGAAAACAAAGCAGUUGUUCUCAAAAGUGCUUUCCAGUAUCAAAUCCAAACAGAAAUGUGAAUUUAAAAUGGCUACCAACUUAUACAUCUCUGAUAAAUAUCACGUUAAGAAGCAGUUCAAGAAUUUUUCCAAAAAGGUUUUUCGAGCUACAACUGAAGUUGUAAAUUUCAAUGAAACGAAAAAAGUAAUCAAUUAUAUUAAUGAUUGGGUUGCAAACCAAACCAAGCACAAUAUCAAAGAAAUUGUAAGUAGUCCAGACAUUCACAAAGGAACGGAGAUUAUAGCCGUAAAUGGGUUAUAUUUUAAUGGCGAUUGGUUAUACCCGUUCGAUCCUACAUUCACAGAUAGGAUAAGAUUUCACGUGAAUAACAACAAAAGCAUUUUAAUUAACAUGAUGAGAUCAGAAAAUAAAUUUAAAUAUCGUAAAGACGCGGUGUUGAAAGCUCAGUUUCUCGAACUGCCAUUUUACGACCAAGAUGUAAUUAUGACGUUUAUAUUACCUACCACCAGAUUUGGUCUUGAUAAGAUCGAAGAAAAUAUUUCAGAUUAUCUUCCCCAUCGAAGGUCUUUAAACUACCAUGCAGUUAGCGUUACAAUUCCUAUAUUUAAAGUAGAAUGCAACAUUGACCUCGUCGCGAUUUUAAAAAAUGUAUGUACAUUUCAGAUGGGCGUGCGGACGCCAUUUUCAAUAGGAGCAGACUUUAGUAGAAUGAGUGACACUACACCAUCUCCAGUAGUGGGGAACAUCAUUCAGAAAACGUUUUUGGAAAUCAACGAAAAAGGAGCUACGGCAGCAGCUUCUACUGCGUUAUUGAAGGUAGAAAUGUACCACCACGAAACAUUUUCUUGGCGAAUAAGCCAUUUUUGUAUUACUUAUGGCACAAGAAAGUUGGAAUAUUCUUUAUAGGCAGAUAUACUAGCCCAAAGGAAUAGUAAACAAUAAAAACAGUAAAAAAUAUAGCAUAAAUAUCUUGAAGUACUUACCAAAUAUGUAUUACUGAAAUUCUUUAAGGAAUGGCUAUUAGACUACAUCUCCAUUCCCGAGGACAUACAAUCAGAAGCACUACUAAGACACUAAGACAGUACCCAGCUAACGCCAAAUUUUAAAAAAAUGUAUAUCGCGUUCCGGCUGGAAGGUUAUCACUAGGAAUUCGCUUUCAUUAGUUUGUUGUAGUUUUUUCGUGUUUGUCGUAUGUUUGACUUCAAUGAUCACAAGUGAUUUUGUGUGUUCAGGAAAAAAUUCCACGUCCCUUCCAAAGCCAAUAGUCAAUUCUAUGUUGCAGAAAGGUCAAUUUGACAUCCAAUAUUUUGGGACUAUAACUAUAGUUUCUUGCAAUGUUUAACAUUACCAUAAAUAGAAAGACAAACUACGAAACCGGUUUUAGUCAAUCUUUCAAUUUCUUUUCUACAAGACGCAACGGUUAAAGAGAGAAAGAGAGAGAGAGAGAGAGACUAAAUAAUUAAAUAAAUCUUCAUGUUCAGUUACGCAGCUAAACGUGUUAGAUGUGUCAUGAUUGGAACCAAUGUUCUUGCCCGUACCUUUUAAAGUAGGUACCACAUUGUGUACUUGUACUAAAUAUAACUACUUUUUAAGAAAACGACUGCCACUAUUGAUUAGGACUAAAUAAAAGUGUUUCUAUUCGUCAUGAUACCAUUAUGAAAGGUCUCCACGAAAAGAUUCAUGUUCUGUCAACUCCCAUCGCAUCCUCUUAUUCUCUAUCUAGAUUGCUUAUACUGCUUGAGUGUCGGAAGAGGGUGUCUGCAAAGGGAGACUGGAACGUUUCAACCAGCUUAUUUAUCUGUUGGUGGGAUCAUUUCAAGUGCGAAUGUCUCAAUAACGAAGUGCCAGUAUAUUCGAAGCAAUAAAAUUAGUAAAA